AUGUAUUCGGAUUUGGAGUCCAACGAGCAGAGGUUGCGUGACGCAUUUGAGAAGUUUCCUGAUAAUGAGGACCUCCUUGUUUGCUUGUUUUUUAUUCAUGUACGCAAAUGCAAUUUCAAUGCUCAACAAGCAAUCGCCCGCAAACUGUGCCAACAAAAUCCUCUGGACCGAGGAUUUAGGUUUUGGAUGGCCCUAAGUACAGUUCUACAGGGGGAAAAGGACGCAGCGUUGGCCAAACGCAUGUUUCUCCCAUUAGCCGAGCGAAUUUUAGAGAAGGCGCUGAAUGAGGGAUACUUUCGUUCACAUAAGGAUCUUCAUUUUUACAUUUCAGUACUGAAAAGGAUGGGCAAGUACUCCAAGGCUCUGGGCCUUUUAACUGAUAGUAGUGUUAUGGACAAGAUUAAUGAACAAGAUUAUCAGCAUGACUACUCAGACUGUCUCCUGGAGCUAAAUGCCGAACUUGGGGAUUGGUCCGAAAUGGUACGAAUUGCGACGGUUAUGCUGGAAAAGGAUUCUGACAAUUGGUCUGCCUGGAAAACACUAUUGCACCACGGUUUUCAAGAUGAAGACAAGACGAAAGUUUUACUUUCACUAAUAGACCGGUUUGUAAAGCAAUCACCAAACUGUCGUGGCCCUUAUCUUGCCUUGAUUGACUUUUCUGCAAAUCUCAUCAAACGUGGAAUUCAGCACCCCAAUGCGGAGGAGUCCUUUUGCGUUAACCUCGCCAAUCAGUUUUUUGCUAAGUACGGUCGAAAGCCGAUAGGGGCCUUGGAUUUGUCCUAUGUUUUACCAUUUCUAAUUAAAUCUGAAGAAAACCGCCUCAGCUCUCUUAGUGAUGAUGAAAACGUUCAUUAUGAAGUGUGUGCUUAUCGUUUGGCACGAACCAACGGUGUACCUCUCAACAUAACGGACCUUAUCUCGGCCUACCAAUUGCAUGCCAAACGGACUCAACUGCUUGAGAAAGACGCUCCUAAGGAGAUAGCACCUGCUGAUGGUCUUCUUCAGCUUGCAAUUUCUGAGAUGCUCGAUCCUAUGGUUGGGCCGUCAAGUUGCGAAAACUCCUUUGGAAGACUGCUGCUUGCUGCCUACUGGCUCGCAGAAAUCGGCUUGAAGUAUUCUCCAGCCAAUCACCUCAUGCGACUCCGACUCUCUUCCAUCCUUUCGCCUUGUGGUGGCCUUGCUUGUAUUGGUCGUCAGCUAAAGGAGCUGAUGCUCCUAAACUUGAAGGAGGCUCUCAAUGUUUCUAUCGGCUACGCGGCAAUGGCGCCUGGACCUGUCUUGACUAUCUUCGGUAAUCAACCUCCAUCUACGACUCUUCCGGACCAAACGAAUGUGAAUUUAAUAAAAUAUCACGAAAUGAUGGUUAGCAAGGUUCGAUCUAUUCGGCGUGAAACCGAGAGCUGGCUUGUGUGCGCUUAUCGGCGUCAGACUUUCAGUCGUGUCCAUGAGUAUACCCAGUUUCUCUAUAAAUUGGGGCAUUCAGACUCACUCCUACUUGCUCAAUCUGAACUCAUCUAUUACAAAGUUCUUGUCGCCUCCAAUAGCUUUGAUGAUGCACUCGAACAGAUGGGCAAUUUCGCCAGUGAAGUGGCGUCUGUGAAAGAAGCACUCCUCAAUGUCUGCGAUAAUCGAGAUUUUUCCGUUGUUCCAGAAUUUUCUCGUCGAAAACCGGACCCAGAAAAUCAAAAACGAUGCUUUGAUCAUUUGUGUGCUUGGAUGAACUUUCGUCUAGAUGUGGUAAAUCUUUUUGGAGCCUGUUCAAAGUUGGUUAUGAAAGCGGUUCCAUGCAUCGACCAAAUCGGUUCUGGUGAACUUGGUGAUGAGUCGCGAAAAGACCUAAAGGAUCUAGUGGAGACGAUUGAGAAUCAAUCGAAUUCUCUAAUAUCACGAAUGAAAGCAAUGGAAGUUGUCACUUCGUUCGAUUGCACAAAAUUUAAGUAUGUUGACCUUCUCCUCACAUCGGAGGCAAUUUUCAUGUCGCCGCCUCCUCUGCCUAAAACUAACAUGAUGUCCUUCUACGUACAUGGUCCCUUUACGCAAAUCCUAAUGGCUGGAAUCGAUCUGCUCAAGUAUUUGACGGCACUUUUGGACAAUGCCUCGAAUGAACCGCUAGAUAUGGAAAAGUGUGCUCUUCCACGGUGCUUGAGCGAACCACUUUUGCAAUUUAUUGGUGAAUCUCCCGGUAUUCCCUCUCUUCCUUCACCUCCUCAAGCCGACUCCUCACUUCCUGGAUUGCUAAAUCCGAGUUCUGUCCUUGUUGGCUUCGGAGUUGCCAUGGAGACGCUGGCGAUGGCUACCCUAUUUAUUACGGCGGCUGUUGCCAUGUUGCGACCUCGAAGAUUGGUACACCAACCACUGCAAAACAGGUCGAAAAAGAACAAGAAAAAGCAGCAACACAAGGUGGAUGUAGAAACGAUUACUGCCUCUCCACCAGCAAGGCACCUUGACCAAGUGGCUGCGUUGAUUCGUGCCGUGGUCAUUCCACAACUUCAGUAUGUGGCUACCAGUUUGCGGAAGUUGGCGGAGGAUUGGGCUGGGUGGGUCUCCACCAUGGCACCCAAAGCGUUCACCGCCACAGCCAUGCAAGCCGCCCGAGCUGCUCUCCCAAAAACACCCGACGAAAACAAGGUCUUUAAUGUUGCCCUGAUGUGA
Echinococcus granulosus is the source of this 2652-nucleotide messenger RNA. Its product is annotated as Phagocyte signaling-impaired protein. Bases 1 to 2652 code for a protein of 883 amino acids. Gene Ontology annotation, cellular component: NatB complex; cytoplasm. The record is from RefSeq and is a predicted model, not a curated record. Gene Ontology annotation, biological process: N-terminal peptidyl-methionine acetylation. Gene Ontology annotation, molecular function: protein-N-terminal amino-acid acetyltransferase activity. NCBI's taxonomy places the organism in Eukaryota, Metazoa, Platyhelminthes, Cestoda, Cyclophyllidea, Taeniidae. The transcript has 13 exons.